GGACCUUGCCCCGCCCCCGGUCCGCCCCGUCUGAGGCGGGACCCUCCAGAAAACCCUUGUCCCGCGGGGUCGGGCGCUCCACUCGCCGCUGCAACCCCUGCCGGGAGCGCUCUGCUAUCCAGCCCGCUGGGACGUCAACCACAGCUGUUCAGAAUGGCCAACAGGGGACCUGCGUAUGGCCUGAGCAGGGAGGUGCAACAGAAGAUUGAGAAGCAGUACGACGCAGACCUGGAGCAGAUCCUCAUCCAGUGGAUCACCACCCAGUGCCGCAAGGAUGUGGGCCGGCCCCAGCCUGGGCGGGAGAACUUCCAGAACUGGCUCAAGGAUGGCACGGUGCUGUGUGAGCUCAUUAACGGGUUGUACCCUGAGGGGCAGGCCCCAGUAAAGAAGAUCCAGGCUUCUACCAUGGCCUUCAAGCAGAUGGAGCAGAUCUCUCAGUUCCUGCAGGCAGCUGAGCGCUACGGAAUCAAUACCACUGACAUCUUCCAAACUGUGGAUCUCUGGGAAGGAAAGAACAUGGCCUGUGUGCAGCGGACACUGAUGAACCUGGGUGGGCUGGCGGUAGCCAGGGAUGAUGGGCUCUUUUCUGGAGACCCCAACUGGUUUCCUAAGAAAUCCAAAGAGAAUCCUCGGAACUUCUCGGACAACCAGUUGCAAGAGGGCAAGAAUGUGAUUGGGCUGCAGAUGGGCACCAACCGUGGGGCAUCUCAGGCAGGCAUGACCGGCUAUGGAAUGCCACGCCAGAUCCUCUGAUCCCACCCUGCCCCCACCCCUGUCUUCUCAUGAAUGGUUAAUAUAUAUGUGUAUAUAUAUAUGUUCUAGCAAUGACAUUCCCUGAGAGCCCAUGGAGCUUUCGAGCUCCCCUCUGCCAGGGUGGGGUCCAACCUGUCUUGUCACCCGUGGCAGUGUGUGACAGCAGCCUCUCCCCACUUUGCUUACUAAUACAUUCCUUUCCUGUACCCAUCAAAACUGGACCAAUCUUUCCCCUCGGACCAAAGCCUCUUCCCUUAGCGUGUCUCUUGUGACCUUGAGCUCUGUGCUCUUGGUCUACUCCUUGGCUAAGAGACAGAUGCUGCCCUGUGGCCCAAUGCCACACUGGCCUUCCUUCCACAAGUAUGCCUCUCCCAAAGCUGUGGCUGCAGGGACUUAAUUUAUAGGGAGGGGCCUGGGGGUUGGUUGCCACUCCAGCCACAGCUGGGCUGUACUUACCACACAUCUGGGGGCAGCCUUCCCUGGCAGAGGUCCUUUUGGCUUCUCAUUUUCCAUUCCCUUCACUGUGGUUAAGGGGUGUGGCAGAGGGGGAAAGAGGGAGAGGGCUGCCCACUGUGGUCUGGAACUCGAACAUGACUCUGCUGAUUUAAAUAAAGAAUCCUAGUCUUUUUGGA
Molecule: messenger RNA, 1385 nt
Organism: Jaculus jaculus (lesser Egyptian jerboa)
Lineage: Eukaryota; Metazoa; Chordata; Mammalia; Rodentia; Dipodidae
Gene: Tagln2
Product: transgelin 2
Exons: 5
Coding region: 154-753 (199 amino acids)
Molecular function (GO): protein binding
Source: RefSeq, a predicted model, not a curated record